Messenger RNA from Hemibagrus wyckioides, 2671 nucleotides. RefSeq names its product ATP-binding cassette, sub-family F (GCN20), member 3 (gene abcf3). The record is from RefSeq and is a predicted model, not a curated record. NCBI's taxonomy places the organism in Eukaryota, Metazoa, Chordata, Actinopteri, Siluriformes, Bagridae. The transcript has 21 exons. Gene Ontology annotation, molecular function: ATP binding; ATP hydrolysis activity. The coding region runs from base 45 to 2177 and encodes 710 amino acids.
UCUGCGCAUGCGUACUGGAGUGUCAGCAGAAGCCGCGGUGUAACAUGGCGACGUACGUGGACAUUCUGAAGAGCGAGUUUCCCGAGAUUGACACUGAAGUAUUUGAUUAUAUUACCGGAGUGCUGGAUAGCGGAGGCUCUGACUUUGAGGAUGGAGAGGAAGUGUUCGACGCCGUUGGCGGGGUUCUACAGGAAGUAGCCGCGGACAAAAACGAAGACGACAUCCGGAACAUCUGCCUGCAGCUGUUUAACACUCUGAAGAUUAAUAACUGUCACUCGAACCAGAGGCAGGUGCUGCUGGAUGCUCCGGUGCAGCUGUCUCAGAUCUCGGCAGAGUCGGAAUCAGCUGUUAGUGACGUCCAGGGUAUUUGGAUGGUGAAGAGAGCUCAAGGCACGACUGUUGAUGCCAAGAAGCUGGAAAAAGCAGAAGCCAAGCUGAGAGCCAAGCACGAGCGGAGGAAUGAAAAGGACUCGCAGAAACCCGCAAACCCACUGGUGCUGGAGGAGGCUUCAGCCAGUCAGGCUAGCAGUAAGAAGGAGAGUCGUGUGGACAUGUCAGGGAAGAACCGCAGCUACGACAUCCGCAUAGAAAACUUCGACGUGUCGUUUGGAGAGAGGUCUCUGCUGCAGGGAGCUGAGCUGUGUUUGGUGAGUGGUCGCAGGUACGGUCUGAUCGGGAGGAACGGCCUGGGCAAGACCACGCUGCUGAAGAUGCUGGCGAGUCGCAGUCUGCGUGUUCCAGCACACAUCUCCAUCCUGCAUGUGGAACAGGAAGUGGCAGGAGACGACACACCGGCGCUGCAGAGCGUGCUGGAGAGCGAUACGGUCAGAGAGGAGCUGCUCGCCGAGGAACGCUCGCUAAACGCACACAUCGCCAACGGAACAGCGGAGGGGACUGAAAGCUUGCGUCUGUCAGAAAUCUACGCUAAACUGGAAGAAAUCGAGGCAGACAAAGCUCCAGCCAGAGCGUCAGUGAUCCUCGCAGGUUUAGGAUUUUCCCCCAAAAUGCAACAGCAACCGACCAAAGAGUUUUCUGGUGGUUGGAGAAUGAGAUUAGCGUUAGCGCGAGCUCUGUUUGCACGGCCUGACCUGUUGUUACUUGAUGAGCCCACCAACAUGCUGGACAUCCGAGCCAUUCUGUGGUUAGAGAAUUAUUUACAGACGUGGCAGUCCACCAUCUUGGUGGUGUCUCACGAUCGGAAUUUCCUGAACGCCGUUGCAACUGACAUCAUCCACCUGCACUCGCAGCGUCUGGACAGUUACCGUGGCGACUACGAGAACUUCAUCAAAACGAAAGAGGAUCGACUGAAGAACCAGCAACGAGAGUAUGAGGCACAGCUACAGUACAGAGAACACAUACAGGUGUUCAUAGACAGGUUCAGGUACAACGCUAACAGAGCUGCACAGGUGCAGAGUAAACUGAAGCUUUUAGAGAAACUUCCUGAACUCAAACCUAUAGAGAAGGAGACUGAAGUCAUUUUACGUUUUCCGGAUAAUUUCGAGAAGCUGUCUCCUCCCAUCCUGCAGUUAGACGAGGUGGAGUUCUACUACACGCCCCAGCAGCGGCUCUUCAGUGGCCUCUGCGUCUCCGCCGAUCUGGACUCCCGGAUCUGCAUUGUGGGUGAGAACGGAGCGGGCAAGUCCACGUUACUCAAGCUGCUCAUGGGAGACCUCACACCUAUAAGCGGCACCAGACACGCCCACAGAAACCUGAAGAUCGGUUAUUUCAGUCAGCACCAUGUAGACCAGCUGGACCUCAACGUCUGUUCAGUGGAGCUGCUUCUCAGCAAGUUUCCCGGUCGGACCGAGGAGGACUACAGGCGUCAGCUGGGGAGGUACGGGAUCAGUGGAGAGUUAGCGACGCGGCCUGUGGCCAGUCUUUCGGGAGGACAGAAGAGCCGUGUAGCGUUUGCUCAGAUGACCAUGCCUUGUCCCAACUUCUACAUCCUGGAUGAGCCGACUAAUCACCUGGACAUGGAAACCAUUGAAGCUCUUGCAAAGUCUUUAAAUACGUUCAAGGGUGGUGUGGUGUUGGUCUCACACGACGAGCGUCUCAUCAGGCUGGUGUGUAAGGAGUUGUGGGUGUGUGAGUCGGGCCGAGUUCAUCGCAUCGACGGUGGAUUUGACGAGUACAAGAACAUCCUGCAGGAGCAAUUUCGGAAAGAAGGCUACCUGUGAAGCACCUCGUGUCACACACACACACACACAUACAUACACACAUACAUACACACACACACACACACACCAUUAAACUGACUGCAUCACCAUGACCCCAACACUGACUCUGUGUCCAAAGUGAACUCCAGCGUGCAGUGACCCUGACCUGGCUUCCUGGAAGCAGAACCAGAACUGACACUGUUAUUGGUUCCCAGUCAGCCCAUUAUCUCAGCUUUCUCAAAUCAUGACUUCGCCGCUUGCUGCUGUGGCUCACGCCGCGUCCUUCACCGGUCACGUGACACGAGGGCAGGCUGAGACACGUCGUACUCGCUGGGGUUCUCUGCACAAGUCCAUCUUAUUUCUGCACACGAGUAAAGAAAUGGAAAAGAGAAGCAGCCUGAUGCAGUAAAUGUGACGUGAGAGGACGUGUGUGCUUUCUGUUGUUCCUGCAGUUGUUGUCCUUAACUUAUCUACAUGGUUUUAGAACACGCAAAUAAAAUCCUAACCUUCAAUCA